AUGGACCUCCGCACCGUCGUGUACAAUGCCGCCCGCGACGGCAAGCUCCAGCUGCUGCAAAAGCUGCUCAGCGGCCGGAGCCGGGAGGAGCUGGACGAGCUGACGGGCGAGGUGGCCGGCGAGGGGACGCCGCUGCUCAUCGCCUCCCGCUACGGCCACCUGGACGUGGUGGAGUACCUGGUGGACCGGUGCGGCGCGAGCGUGGAGGCGAGCGGCUCGGUGCACUUCGACGGCGAGACCAUCGAGGGCGCGCCGCCGCUGUGGGCCGCCUCGGCCGCCGGCCACCUGGACGUGGUGCGGAGCCUGCUGCGCCGCGGCGCCUCGGUGAACCGCACCACGCGCACCAACUCCACGCCCCUGCGUGCCGCCUGCUUCGACGGGCACCUGGAGGUGGUGCGCUACCUGGUGGGCGAGCACCAGGCCGACCUGGAGGUGGCCAACCGGCACGGGCACACGUGCCUCAUGAUCUCCUGCUACAAGGGCCACCGCGAGAUCGCCCGCUACCUGCUGGAGCAGGGCGCCCAGGUGAACCGGCGCAGCGCCAAGGGCAACACCGCCCUGCACGACUGCGCCGAGUCCGGCAGCCUGGAGAUCCUGCAGCUGCUGCUCGGGUGCAACGCUCGCAUGGAGCGCGAUGGCUACGGCAUGACCCCGUUGCUGGCCGCCAGUGUGACCGGCCACACCAACAUCGUGGAAUACCUUAUUCAGGAGCAGCCUGCCGGCAUGGAAGUGCAGCCCGGGCUGGCCCAAGAUGGCCCCUCUGGUCUGGGAUGCGAGAAGUCCCAGGGGGCCGGCGGUGGCCCUUCCUCCCCGGAGGAACCACUGAGUGAAACUUAUGAGAGCUGCUGCCCCACCAGCCGGGAAGCUGCUGUGGAAGCCUUGGAAUUGCUGGGGGCCACGUACGUGGAUAAGAAGCGUGAUCUGCUUGGGGCCCUGAAACACUGGAGACGGGCCAUGGAGCUGCGGCACCAGGGGGGCGAGUACCUGCCCAAACCGGAGCCCCCGCAGCUGGUCCUCGCCUAUGAUUAUUCCAGGGAGGUGAACACGGCCGAGGAACUGGAAGCACUUAUAACCGACCCGGACGAGAUGCGCAUGCAGGCCCUGUUGAUCCGAGAGCGCAUCCUGGGGCCCUCUCACCCAGACACUUCUUACUAUAUCCGAUAUAGGGGUGCCGUGUACGCCGACUCGGGCAACUUUGAGCGCUGCAUCCGCUUGUGGAAAUAUGCCCUAGACAUGCAACAGAACAACCUGGAGCCCCUGAGCCCCAUGACAGCCAGCAGCUUCCUCUCAUUUGCCGAACUCUUCUCUUAUGUACUUCAGGACCGGGCAGCCAAGGGCAGCCUGGGCACCCAAAUUGGCUUUGCUGAUCUCAUGGGGGUGCUCUGCAAGGGGGUCCGGGAAGUGGAACGGGCCCUGCAGCUGCCCAAGGAGCCUGGGGACUCUGUCCAGUUCACCAAGGCCCUGGCCAUCAUCCUCCACCUGCUCUACCUGUUGGAGAAAGUGGAGUGCACGCCCGACCAGGAGCAUCUGAAGCAUCAGACCGUCUACCGGCUGCUGAAGUGCGCCCCCCGGGGCAAGAAUGGCUUCACUCCUUUGCACAUGGCCGUGGACAAGGACACCACAAACGUGGGCCGAUACCCAGUGGGCAGGUUCCCCUCCCUCCAGGUGGUCAAGGUACUGCUUGACUGUGGGGCCGACCCAGACAGUCGGGACUUUGACAACAACACGCCGUUGCACAUAGCUGCUCAGAACAAUUGUCCGGGGAUUAUGAACGCCCUGAUUGAAGCCGGGGCCCACAUGGAUGCCACCAACGCCUUCAAGAAAACAGCCUACGAGCUGCUGGAUGAGAAGCUGCUGGCUAAGAGCACCAUCCAGCCCUUCAACUACGUAACCCUGCAGUGCCUUGCAGCCCGCACCCUGGACAAGAAUAAAAUCCCCUACAAGGGCUUCAUCCCUGAGGAGCUGGAGGCUUUCAUUGAACUGCACUGA
This is a messenger RNA of Pipistrellus nathusii (Nathusius's pipistrelle), 1989 nucleotides long. NCBI's taxonomy places the organism in Eukaryota, Metazoa, Chordata, Mammalia, Chiroptera, Vespertilionidae. The record is from the annotation of a GenBank genome assembly.